Molecule: messenger RNA, 549 nt
Organism: Thlaspi arvense
Lineage: Eukaryota; Viridiplantae; Streptophyta; Magnoliopsida; Brassicales; Brassicaceae
Source: the annotation of a GenBank genome assembly
AUGCUAACCGGAUCCUCCGAGAGACCCAAACACCACGCCUCCUCUCUUAAACCCAACCCGACCCAUCAACCCGACCCGAGAUCCUCCUCUCCUUCUUCUUUCUCAAUCCCUCCAAUCAAAGCCGUACCGAACAAGAAACAAUCCUCUUCUUCCUCCGGUUUCCGUCUCUACGAGCGCCGCAAUUCGAUGAAGAAUCUCAAAAUCAACCCGUUAAACCCGGUUUUUAACCCGGUUAAUUCGGCUUUCUCGCCCCGGAAACCAGAGAUCCUCUCUCCGAGCAUCCUCGAUUUCCCGUCGCUCGUACUCAGCCCGGUCACUCCUCUUAUACCCGACCCGUUUGAUCGAUCCGGGUCGUCGAAUCAGAGCCCCAGCGAGCUCGGGUUCGCGAAAUCAAGCACGGAUGCGGAAGAGAAAGCGAUGAAAGAGAAAGGGUUUUAUCUGCAUCCAUCUCCGGCGACAACUCCGAUGGAUCCCGAGCCUCGUCUUCUUCCUCUCUUUCCCGUGACUUCACCUCGAGUCUCAGGUUCUUCCACAGCUUCAACUUCAUGA